This is a messenger RNA of Paraglomus brasilianum, 861 nucleotides long. The record is from the annotation of a GenBank genome assembly. Lineage: Eukaryota; Fungi; Glomeromycota; Glomeromycetes; Paraglomerales; Paraglomeraceae.
AUGACUAAAUCAAUUGUACAAGCUUCAAUUAGACAAAAGAGCACGGUUAAUUAUUCACGUAAACACACCUCUCCCUACUGUUCUGUGAAUCAGGAACAAGAAUACCGUCUGAAUCUCCUCCGGCAACGUGCAAAACAAGAACCAGCUGAGAACACACAGAAUGCAAAAGAGAAUUUGGGCAGACAAGCGGAAGAAAUAUCAUCACAGCACGUUAAUUUCUGGGCAGAAUUGGAGGAAAAGUCAAAUAAAGUAAUACGGAAGAAUCCAGAGUAUGAAUCGGAGAAGAAAGCAAAAGAAGAUAAAUGGGAAAGGAACGUUACCAUGUACUUGGAUAACGUUACUAGAAAUCAAAGUCCGUGGUAUAAUGCAAGAUCAACAGAUGUAGAAAUAGGUCCUUUGGAUAAAGACGGGGAGAAACGAAAAGCAAAAACACUUCGCGAUGCAAAAGCCAAGACCCGUCAAGAUCCUCUCUCAACUAUCUCAACAUCUCUAUCCAAGAGACAUAAAAAGUCCAAACGCUCUUCAACUUUAUCACUUCCCUCCUCGUCUAAGCACUCACAAUCCUCCUUGUCGUCUUCACAAUCCCUAUCCACUAUUGAAAAACUGAGACAGGAACGUCUCGAGCGCGAGAACCAAGAACGUCUUCGCACCGAACGGCUACUUUCUCAAAUAUCGGGUCACUCUACAUCGACAGAUCCUGAAGAGAGUGAUCUUCCGCGUGGGAAGUAUUAUUCGCAGUUUAAUCCUGAGGCGACUGCUGCUGUGCGGGAGAGGAGAGGGGACAGAAAGGAAAGAUACAGUGAUAAAUAUAGAAUUCGGAACGAGGAGAGGAGAGAUAAGGAGACAUAUAGGCCGUAUUAG